Messenger RNA from Mercenaria mercenaria, 921 nucleotides. Its product is annotated as NF-kappa-B inhibitor epsilon-like. The record is from RefSeq and is a predicted model, not a curated record. Lineage: Eukaryota; Metazoa; Mollusca; Bivalvia; Venerida; Veneridae. Gene Ontology annotation, molecular function: protein binding. The transcript is spliced from 2 exons. Bases 10 to 774 code for a protein of 254 amino acids.
UUGCACUAUAUGACAAUGUGUGGCCAUGAUGGUCUUCCUAAUGAUGUUGUUAUGGUAACCAUCAUGAACGCUGACCCUAUGACUCUUUAUACUAAGGAUGAGGAUGGGGAUACUAAACUACACAUAGCAAUUAUUUUGGGAAUGAAAAACCUCGCUUUAUCUUUAAUAUCAGAAGCACCAGACUACAAAUGGCUUUCGUUGGCAAACAAAUUGUACCAGACACCCUUGCAUUUGGCAGUGAUAACGAACCAACCGGAAGUUAUCCGAAGAUUAGUGGUUGCUGGAUCGGAUGUUACGUCACAAGACAAAGAUGGAAAUACCCCUUUACAUAUCGCAUGUCGUGACAGAAAAAUGACAGAAGUUAUUUCCUUGAUUGAACCUGUGAAUUACAGUGAGACAAUACAGAAUAAUUAUGAAAUUCCAUAUCAGAACAUUCCACAAGACUUUUCCAUUUCAAAUUAUCAAGGAUUAACAUGCUUUCACCUAGCCGCAUCGGGAAGACAUUUUGAUAUAAUGAAAGUCUUGAUCAAAAAUGGCACUGACGUAAACAUGAAGGAAGGAAAAUCAGGCAGGACUGUUCUCCACAGUGCUUGUGAGAGUGGCGAUAUAGAACUUGUGCAAUUUCUUCAGGGAAGCCGUACUUGUGACACAAAUGCACGUGCAUUAGACGGCAGAACGCCUUAUGACCUUGCACGUGCCAGGGGACAUGAAGAUAUUUGUUUGGCGCUGGCCGCUGCUGGGUCAGAGGCUAGUUAUUACCACUGUGAUAACUAAAACAGGUUGUGAGAUACAGAGAAGUCAGGUUAUUAAAAAUAUAUCCUAGGACAAAUUUGACUAUAAAUAUGUUGUUGUUGAAUAUUUGUAAAAUGAUUUGAAUAAAGAAAUAGCGUUGGUGAAUAAAAAAAGGUGAUGUUUUCCUCA